Molecule: messenger RNA, 2481 nt
Organism: Tyto alba (common barn owl)
Lineage: Eukaryota; Metazoa; Chordata; Aves; Strigiformes; Tytonidae
Gene: BZW1
Product: basic leucine zipper and W2 domains 1
Exons: 12
Coding region: 141-1400 (419 amino acids)
Cellular component (GO): membrane; cytoplasm
Molecular function (GO): protein binding
Source: RefSeq, a predicted model, not a curated record
GCGGGGCGUGGCUCUCCCGUCUUCCUCUCGCGUUGGUUCCGCCGGGAGAGCUUCAGCCGCCGCUCCUCGCCGCUGCUCCGCCCGUCUCCGCUCCGGGCCGCUCCGGCGUUUUCUCUCUGCCUUGAAGUCGGGUGUCUUUUAUGAAUAAUCAAAAGCCGCAGAAGCCGACGCUAUCAGGCCAGCGUUUUAAAACUAGAAAAAGAGAUGAAAAAGAGAGGUUUGACCCUACUCAGUUCCAGGACUGUAUUAUUCAAGGUUUAACCGAAACUGGCACAGACUUGGAGGCAGUAGCGAAGUUUCUCGAUGCUUCUGGUGCAAAACUUGACUAUCGCCGCUAUGCAGAAACACUUUUUGACAUCCUGGUGGCUGGUGGAAUGCUGGCCCCAGGUGGUACCCUGGCAGAUGACAUGACACGCACAAACGUCUGUGUAUUCGCAGCACAGGAAGACCUGGAAACCAUGCAAGCAUUUGCUCAGGUUUUUAACAAGCUGAUCAGGCGUUACAAGUACCUGGAGAAAGGCUUUGAAGAUGAAGUCAAGAAGUUGCUGCUGUUCCUGAAAGGGUUCUCAGAGUCCGAGCGGAACAAGCUGGCCAUGCUGACGGGUAUUCUGCUAGCCAACGGGACGCUUAAUGCAUCGAUUCUCAACAGUCUGUACAAUGAGAACUUGGUUAAAGAAGGUGUUUCUGCAGCUUUUGCGGUCAAGCUGUUCAAAUCAUGGAUAAAUGAGAAAGAUAUUAAUGCAGUGGCUGUCAGUCUUCGUAAAGUAAACAUGGAUAACAGGCUGAUGGAACUCUUCCCAGCCAACAAACAAAGUGUUGAACACUUCUCCAAGUACUUCACUGAAGCAGGACUAAAAGAACUUUCUGAGUAUGUUCGGAACCAGCAAACCAUAGGAGCUCGGAAAGAGCUGCAGAAAGAGCUUCAGGAGCAGAUGUCACGGGGAGAUCCGUUCAAGGACAUAAUCUUGUAUGUGAAAGAGGAGAUGAAGAAAAACAACAUCUCAGAACAGACUGUGGUAGCCAUCAUCUGGUCAAGUGUGAUGAGCACGGUGGAGUGGAACAAAAAGGAGGAGCUGGUAGCAGAGCAAGCCAUUAAGCACUUGAAGCAAUACAGCCCUCUACUUGCUGCCUUUACUACCCAAGGUCAGUCAGAGCUGACUCUUCUGUUGAAGAUUCAGGAGUAUUGUUAUGACAACAUUCACUUCAUGAAGGCCUUCCAGAAAAUAGUGGUGCUCUUCUACAAAGCUGAAGUUCUGAGUGAAGAGCCCAUCCUGAAGUGGUACAAAGAUGCACAUCUUGCAAAAGGAAAGAGUGUUUUUCUGGAGCAGAUGAAAAAAUUUGUCGAAUGGCUCAAGAAUGCUGAGGAAGAGUCCGAGUCUGAAGCUGAAGAGGGCGACUGAUCUGUGAAACUGUCCUCAGUAAAGCAAACAGGAGCUGUAGUUAAGUGUCAUGUCUCAUGUGUCCUGAUUCUUGCAUCCUACCUCCCUGUAUCAAGCAUGAUAUAAGGGCUCUCAUGGCAAUUUAUUUUAACUGUUUUCUAUAGUUAUUGAAAUACUGGGUUUAGUUUUUAAAACCAUGUUUUAAGUAGCUUACAGGAGCUAUCCUAGAUUUGACUCUAACCUGCAUUUGUCCUUUCAGUUAUAUUCUACCUCCUGUAUUUUCUACUGUAAUAAUGUAAUUUAAGGCCUUCUACAAUGAAAUCCAUUUUACCCCUUGGGUUUUCUAUCUGUAUUUGAGUAGACAUGAUAUGGUGAAUAAGAUGUAGGGCAGUCCUGUUUGCAAAUUAAACUGUAGAAAGUCUCCCAAGUGAAGAGGGCAGGGCCUGUGUGAUAACUUGCUGUGAUGCUUCAGUCUCUUGCGCUACCCCCAAUGGGAGGUGGCUGUCCCCCUCCCCACUACCAGCAUAAAGCAAUCCUCCAAAGCCUGGGAGCUCCACGUCCCCCCCAGAGGUGGUGCCCUGGGGGCUGCCACCAGUAGCCAGGGUGGGCUAUGAGAAGCAGCCUGCUAGAGCCUGCUGCCUACCCCAGCUGGGGGCUCUUCUCCCCCAGGGCAGCCCAGGCAGAGGGUGCUGUGCCACAGGCGGCUGCCGGAGCCCUGGGCAGGGCUGCACCAGGGGCAGCCUGGGCUGCUGGAAGGUGAGGCAGGCUGAAUUCUACCCCCUCCCCCCUGAAUUUCUGAGGUUAUUUUAUGCUGGCAGUUGACAUGUUAAACCAAACAGCUUAUCUAUUCCUUGAAACUUUGAAUUCUUAAUAGAAAUUCUCAGGACAGGUCAUAAUUCAAGAAAGAUUUGGUAAAAGUGACAUCUGUAUUGUUAUAAACUAAUAAUGAGCAUUAACUGAAAAACUGGUAACCCAAGUAUAGCCUACUAAAUAUUAAGAAAAAAAGUGGUGAUCACAAUGCAAUCUGUUCAAUACUUCAGUAAUCUUCCUUUGUAACUUUUUUUUUAAAACAAAUAAAGGCCAUCCCUACACUUACUGUCAA